Molecule: messenger RNA, 2015 nt
Organism: Quercus lobata
Lineage: Eukaryota; Viridiplantae; Streptophyta; Magnoliopsida; Fagales; Fagaceae
Product: Pectin lyase-like superfamily protein
Exons: 5
Coding region: 68-1528 (486 amino acids)
Biological process (GO): carbohydrate metabolic process
Molecular function (GO): polygalacturonase activity
Source: RefSeq, a predicted model, not a curated record
CGCGUUUACCAUCAAAACAAACUUCCUCUUUUUGCAUUCUCAAUCACAAAUACAUACAUUCAUACAUAUGGAUUCAAACAAACCAAUUAUCAUCAUGGGUAACUUUAUCAAUCCCUCUUCAUCAUCUUCAUGUUCGCGACCUCUUCUUCUCUUCCUCGCUUUCCUCGCGAUUCUCCUUCUUCAGUUCUCUAGCAAAUCCGUUUUCCCGAUACGGUUCGUUUCCGGACCGUCCCGACCCGGUGAUGACGUGCCCGUUGACCCGAGGAGCUGUGCCGGGUUUUUCGGACACGUGGGACUGCCGCGGCGGAAGGUGGCGAUGUCGAUAGCGGAGUUUGGCGGAGUUGGCGACGGGAAAACGUCCAACACCGAAACGUUUCGGAAGGCGGUGCGGUACAUGCAAGGUUUCGGUCACAAAGGUGGGUCCCAGCUCAACGUUCCGAAGGGGAAGUGGGUUACUGGGAGCUUUAACCUUACCAGUAAUUUCACUCUGUUUCUUGAAGAAGGUGCUGUAAUUCUUGGCUCCCAGGACCCGAAAGAAUGGCCUAUAAUAGAACCAUUGCCUUCUUAUGGAAGAGGGAGAGAGCGAUUAGGGGGAAGACAUAUAAGCCUUAUACAUGGAGAUGGUCUCACUAAUGUUGUCAUUACAGGACAGAAUGGUACAAUUGACGGCCAAGGAAAAAUGUGGUGGGAGCUAUGGUGGAACAGAACAUUGGAGCACACUAGAGGCCACCUAGUUGAGCUAAUGAACUCUAACAACAUUCUAAUUUCAAACCUUACGUUCCUCAAUUCUCCAUUUUGGACCAUUCAUCCUGUUUACUGCAGUAAUGUUGUUAUCAAAGACAUGACAAUUCUGGCUCCUCUCAACGCGCCAAAUACCGAUGGUAUAGAUCCAGACUCAAGCACAAAUGUGUGUAUUGAAGACUGUUACAUCGAGAGUGGGGAUGAUCUGGUGGCAGUGAAGAGUGGUUGGGACCAAUAUGGAAUCACCAUUGCCCGUCCAAGCUCAAACAUUAUUGUCAGGAGAGUUUCCGGAACUACCCCAACCUGUUCUGGGGUUGGAAUAGGUAGUGAGAUGUCUGGUGGGAUUUCAAAUGUAACUAUUGAUGAUUUGCAUGUUUGGGAUUCAGCAGCUGGGGUGCGUAUAAAAUCAGAUAAGGGUAGAGGGGGGUAUAUAGCAAAUAUCAGUAUUAGUAACAUAACCAUGAAGAGAGUAAAGAUACCCAUAAGGUUCAGUAGAGGAGCUAAUGACCACCCUGAUGAAGGAUGGGAUCCCAAAGCUUUUCCAAAAGUAAAGGGUAUUUUCAUAAGUAAUGUGGUUAGUUUAAAUUCAACAAAAGCCCCUGUACUGCAGGGCAUUAAGGGUGCGUCAUUUGAAGAAAUAUGCUUAAAAAAUGUUACAAUUCUUGGCCUUGCUCCGCCCAGGACGUGGCAGUGUGAAUUUAUUUCAGGAUUUGCUAGUGAGGUGUUCCCAAUGCCAUGUCUCCAGUUGCAGAACAAUGGCUCUUCAUUUUGGUGUUCAUACUCAUAGCUUCUUUGAACAACUCCAAAUUUGUACAUCCAGAAAAAUUAGUCUUGAAUUUGAAGGGUUCACUGGGGACUUACUUCUGAGCGUCCUGCUUUGAGAGAUUUGAAAAAAGUGAUCAUAUAGUUGGCUUGACUGGAUUCGGCUUGUGCAGUCCAUAUAAUUUUUUUUUCUUGACUUGGAUGAGAGAGAUAUCAAGCUGGUGUACCAUGUCCAUGGAUCUUGCAGAGGACUGCUAGUCGGAUAUCAGCCUUCAAUUUUGACAUCAAACCAACAGUCUUGUGAAGUUGAGCUUGGUUGCCUUGAUAGAUUCUUCUGAUGAAUUCCAGAUUUAAUACAGUAAGUAAUAUUUGCAGACUAUUCUUGGAUUCUGUUAUUCUUUCGUUAUUAAUUGCUGAUGAUACACAUUCAACAUUGAGAGAGACCCAGAAUUGAACAAGUACAGAGGACUAUAGCAGAAAUUUACCAUGUAUAGAACUUACAAAUCAUUCAA